This is a messenger RNA of Sitophilus oryzae (rice weevil), 921 nucleotides long. Its product is annotated as UPF0692 protein CG33108. Bases 135 to 815 code for a protein of 226 amino acids. The record is from RefSeq and is a predicted model, not a curated record. Lineage: Eukaryota; Metazoa; Arthropoda; Insecta; Coleoptera; Curculionidae. The transcript has 2 exons.
GUGAUCUGUGGGUAUCUGUGAUUGCUGUUCGAUUUUGUGAUGUAAUGUGCAGUUCAUAGAGAAAUAUAAAAUAAAGUGUAAUUUAAAUUAGAUCCACAAGUUUACAAUAUCUUUAUUGUGAUCUUUAUUAAUUAAUGGAUUUUACAUGGGCCUUACCAUAUCCAGAAAUUCAUAAAAUAUGUGUUCUGUUUGAACGUUCUGAAUUGUCUAACCCAAAAAAAUGGUCUUAUAGUCCUUUACAGAGCCAUAAACAGGAAGGUCCCCAAUGUGGAUUAGUAGCCCUUGCUAUGUUGAUCAGAAACUCUAAUAACGAUAGUAUAAAUAUCAUAUAUCAAUACGCAAAAAAAGAGGGAUUCACCCUUAACGGAGAGAUAUUUAGUGUAAACUAUAUGAAGCAAUUGGCAGUAAAUUUUCUAAAAGAUAGAAAAAUUGAAGUAUAUUCUGGCCCUCUGAACAGUCACAAAAUAGAACAGUUCCUCUUUGAGGGUGGAGCUCUCUUAGUUCCAUAUGAUACUGAUAAAGAUAAUUCACCAGGACUCCACAACGGCCACAAAGCACAUUGGUGUGUGAUUUCAGGUGCCGUUCAGACAGAAAAUACCUUAUUUGUAUUAGCCAGGCAUGGAAAAUCCAAAAAUAUUGCAAUUUGGAAUAUUGAUAUUUUAUCACAAAGCAAUCAACAAUUGCAUGAAUUCUCUCCAGAUAGAAAACUGCAAAACAUCGAGUAUAUGCUGCCUGAAGGAGGUAUUUCAGGUCCACUGGGGCUAAAUGGAAGGAGUAUUUUAAUCCAUCCUAAAAAUGAUAUCUCUACUUUUUAAUAUACAUAAUUUUUUAACUUCUGUGAAUAUACAUGUUAAAUUGACCAUCAAAUUAAGUACCAUAUUUUUAUAUUUUUAAUAAAAAUACCGUAUUACAACUUAUUGA